Molecule: messenger RNA, 357 nt
Organism: Didymodactylos carnosus
Lineage: Eukaryota; Metazoa; Rotifera; Eurotatoria; Philodinida; Philodinidae
Source: the annotation of a GenBank genome assembly
AUGUCAUAUCCCAAUACCUUAGGAUAUCAAGAAACAACCAGCAACGUACGCAACGUUGUAUGUUAUCAUGGUGCAACAGAUAAUACUUGUACAAUACUUUCAAAUCCAGCUGAUUUCAAUGAUUGUUUGUAUACUAUACAAAAUAAUAUUGUGAAAUAUUGUUCAAAUAUGAAAACAUUUGAUAUGAAAAUGAAUAAAAUUCAAAUAUUAAUGUUAAAUGAUCGAAUACCAUUAACAAUGGCAUUAUUUAAAUUUAUUCAUGAUACAUUUUUCAAUUUAGAAAUAUUAAAAAUCAAUAUAGAAAAAAGUUUGAGAAGGCUCCGAUACAAUGAUUUUGAAGAACUACCCAAUCCAUAG